This is a messenger RNA of Lactuca virosa, 477 nucleotides long. NCBI's taxonomy places the organism in Eukaryota, Viridiplantae, Streptophyta, Magnoliopsida, Asterales, Asteraceae. The record is from the annotation of a GenBank genome assembly.
AUGGGACGAUCUAACGGGAAAGGUAGUGUUGGUGACCGGAGCGUCAUCUGGAAUCGGCCGGAGCUUCUGUGUAGAUCUGGCGAACGCCGGUUGCAAAGUGAUCGCGGCAGCACGCCGGCUAGAUCGGCUGAUAUCUCUCUGCAUGCGAUGAGAUCAACGGAAAAGACCUCAUCGAUGACGUUCGAGCAGUGGCCGUGGAACUUGACGUCGCUGCUGAAGGAAACAUGCUGUCUCCACUGGCCGGAGUUGUCUGAAGAAGCAUGGAACAGCACCAUGAGAACAAACUUGACAGGAACAUGGUUGGUAGCUAAGUACGUGGGUAGAUAUAUGUGUGAUGCUAAACAUAAACAUGAACAUAAACAUGGAGGAUCAAUCAUCAAUAUCUCCUCAAUUUCUGGUCUUCCUCGUGGAGAAUUACCUGGAGGUCUGGCUUAUGUGUCUUCAAAGGCAGGUGUCGUCACAUUGACCAAGGUCUGA